Toxorhynchites rutilus septentrionalis is the source of this 987-nucleotide messenger RNA. RefSeq lists its product as uncharacterized. The transcript has a single exon. The record is from RefSeq and is a predicted model, not a curated record. The coding region runs from base 1 to 987 and encodes 328 amino acids. NCBI's taxonomy places the organism in Eukaryota, Metazoa, Arthropoda, Insecta, Diptera, Culicidae.
AUGCUCGUUGCGGACAUCGAGAAAAUGUUCCGGCAAGUGAACGUUUGCCCAGAUGAUCGACGAUUUCAAUCCAUAUUAUGGCGUACUUCUCCAGAUCAACCACUGAAAACCUACGAACUGACUACUAUCACCUACGGAACCAAGCCUGCGCCGUUUUUAGCAACGAGAGCUCUGGUGCAGCUCGCUCUAGAUGAAGCUGAAGCUUAUCCAUUAGCAUCAAAGGUCGUGUCGGAAGAUUUUUAUACAGAUGAUACCAUCACGGGAGCAGAUGAUCCUGAUAGUGCCAAGAGAUUAAGGAUACAAUUGCAACAAAUGUUAUUGAAGGGCGGUUUCAAACUACGAAAAUUUACCUCUAAUUUUUCAACAACUCUAGACGGAUUACCCAAGGAAGACCUCGCUAUUCAAUGCGAUGAAAUUAAUUUGGACCCACAAUCUACUGUUAAGACGCUGGGAUUAAUUUGGAUGCCUGGCAAGGAUGUUUUUCGAUACCGAUUUGAAGUGAACUCACCACCAACUGAUAUGCAGUACACCAAGCGCAAAAUAUUAUCAAUAAUUGCCAGUCUUUUCGACUCUCUCGGUCUUAUAGGGGCAGUAAUCGUAUGGGCCAAAAUAUUUAUGCAGCUCCUCUGGCGAUUGAAGGGUGAUAAUAAUAGUCAAUUAUCAUGGGAUGACACUCUCCCACCAAGGAUCGAAAACGAAUGGAUGCAAUUCCAACAACACAUUCCACUACUAAAUGAUUUACGCGUGGAGCGGUUCAUCAGUCUGCCAAGGCCUGUUUCCAUGCAAAUACAUAUGUUCUCAGAUGCCUCUGAGAAAGCCUUCGGAUCGUGUGCAUACCUCAGAACUGCAGAUGCCAAUGGGGCAGUGAAAGUAGCUUUGAUGUCCUCGAAAUCGCGUGUAGCCCCAUUGAAAACCCAAUCCAUCCCGCGAUUGGAAUUGUGCGGUGCACUACUGUCAGCCGAGCUGUUUGAAUCGGUACUUCAAUAA